Messenger RNA from Aspergillus saccharolyticus JOP 1030-1, 693 nucleotides. RefSeq lists its product as uncharacterized. Lineage: Eukaryota; Fungi; Ascomycota; Eurotiomycetes; Eurotiales; Aspergillaceae. Bases 21 to 464 code for a protein of 147 amino acids. The transcript is spliced from 2 exons. The record is from RefSeq and is a predicted model, not a curated record.
CGCAAAUUAUUGAUUCGCUUAUGAUCCAACGUCACCUCGAACGCGUAAUCGAUGCGAAGAUCGAAUCCAUCCUUGAAACACAUAUCCUGAAGGAAAUCGUUCAGGGGACCGUCGACAGUGCUUUGAGCGAGUGUUGUGACAAGGUCUUGGAUGAAUGCGAAAUGCAUAAAAAUGAAUUUAGCGAGCAUGUUGACGAUAGUAAGACCGACGUACGCAUCACAGCCGAUGAUUGUAUGAAGGAGAUGGAAGAACAAGCCCAAAAGCACAUGGAUGAAAUAGAAGAGAAAGCGCAACAGUAUAUGCAUAGGAUUGAGGAUCAGGCAGCAGAGGCUGAGAUGUCUGCGCAGAAAACGGGACGUAAUUUACAGCGAUGGUUGGAAACGUCUGCCCAGUCUCUACCUGCGAGCAAAUCAAGGCCUAGCCAGGGGGUGCUGAGCACCAAGGGCAGACGCAGCUCCUUCUAGUGGAUUGGUAAUAGACACGCAGCUCCUAACAUUGUUGUCAUGGACUUCAAUGGUUUAUAGGCUCGUAAAACAAUCAGUGAAUGAACCAGCAUUGAAAGAUUCGACGGGCGACUUCAGUUGAAGGGGACUGUCAAAAGCCCGACAGUAGAUCUGUAGCCGAACAGCCAGUGUGACACUGGAUGACUUUUGAAACAGCGAACACUUCUCUGCAAAAUGCAGGACAAGCCCA